Messenger RNA from Euleptes europaea (tarantolino), 5089 nucleotides. Its product is annotated as protein HEG homolog 1-like. The record is from RefSeq and is a predicted model, not a curated record. Gene Ontology annotation, biological process: heart development. Gene Ontology annotation, molecular function: calcium ion binding. The coding region runs from base 1 to 5031 and encodes 1676 amino acids. The transcript is spliced from 19 exons. NCBI's taxonomy places the organism in Eukaryota, Metazoa, Chordata, Lepidosauria, Squamata, Sphaerodactylidae.
AUGCCAGCAACGCGCCCUUCUCUGGUCCAUCACCUCCGCCUCCUCCUGCUCGUGGGGCUGCAGCUCCUGGUGGGCUCUUGGCCUCGGGGCUCCCUGCCCUCCUCCGCCGGCAGAUCCCGGGUCGCCGCGGCGGGGCCGCGAGGGUCUGCCGCCCCCACGCCCCCCUUCGCCGCCGCCUCUUCCCUGCUCCCCUCGGAGGGGCCGAGCCGGGAGCCCCCCGCCCCACCCGCCGGCGUCUGGGGUCCUGCAGCCGGAGGACGCCGCGGCAGCCCGGGCGUUAUGAGCAGCCAAAAGACAGUCGAGAGUUCACACACUGAAUCAAGGACUUUCAGCUCUGCUACAGACAAUGCAGAUGCUUUCAGUAUCUUUGACAACGAUGAAGGAAGAACAUUGAGGUUGAGUACAGACAGUGUAUCUGUGUCUACAGCUGCCAUUGGCAGGACCACAUCUUACCCUGAAACAGUACAAUCUGGUGAUUUAGCCCAGGACUCCUCUUCAGUGAUGCAGACCAGAAGAGCUGAGGCGCCAUCAAAUACUCUGCAUAUUGCAGAGCUUGAAACAGUGCCUUCGAUGACACAUUUACCCCACACACCGGUUUCUUUACUGUCAGAGCAUAAUUUUUCAGCCACUGGAAGCAGCCACCAUAGAGACAGCAGCUGGGAUGUAGAAAGCACAACAUCCAGUUUGCAUAAUGAAAGCAUGAACAGUUCAGCUUUUACAGUCAACAAAGAAAGGACUUCACAGUUUCUUGGAGACAGCGUCACACUGACUGACUCAGCAACAAAAGACUCUGUUUCUCAGACAGAAAUCACUAUAUCUUCUGAUCAAACCCAGUUUUCCUCACAGGCAACACAGUCAAGAGGAAGCAGUACAACAUCAAGUAUCAUACAUUUUCCUGAAUCUUUAGCAAGAAUUGGGCUUACCCAUUCUUACCUGUCUCCAAAUACUGCUGCUGAAGGGGGUGAUCAACUAAGAAGCAACUCAAGCACAGAGCAAAGAAUUUUCAGUUCUCAGACGGACAGCGUGUCUGUUUUAGGUGUAUCAGAUAGAAGUGGAGGAGGAACAUUACAAACUCUAACAGACAUCAGCCAUUCUCAUAAUGCAACACAAACAUUCAUCUCUUCUAGUAAUGAAAUUUCCAGCUCUUUAAGUCACACUCAUUCUUCUUACAUGUUGACUCCUGAACAGACCAGUGGAUUGAAUUUGUCACUGGGAGAUAAUGAGUUCACUGAAACAGCCCUUGUUCAUUCCCAGGCCCAUUCAGAAACAACAGAUAACAGGAAUAUCCAGUAUACCUCAAAUGUAGAAAAAAGAGACACUCAGACUGACAGUACAUUGUCUUCUGCCACACUCUUCAGUGACAGAGUUGGGACGUUGGAAGCUCUAACUAACAGGAGCAAACCCACAGAAGUAACUGAAAUCUCAACCUUUGGUUUGGAAGAUGUCACUUCUUCUGAUUUAACUCAGACCUCAUCUCUUGCCAUGGAAAGUAGAAGGAGUCAUGUCUUAUCAACCAAAAAGGAUUUCACUGAAACCUCAGAAGAACCUUUGCUUACAUAUUCCUCCAAAACCUCCUUUUAUUUACCUUCCACAAUAGAUCUUUCAAACGUUAAGACUAAGCCGCAUAUCUUCAGUACCUCCAAUACCGGGAAAAGGGGCACUCAGACUGACAGCACAUUCUCUUCUGUUGCAUCCAUCAGAGAUGGAAAUGGGACACUGGACUCUCUAACUAAUUCAAGCAAUUUCACAGAAACAACAUCACUCGCUGGUUUGAGUUUGGAAAGUGUCAAUUCUUCAGAUUUAACUGAAUACUCAUCGGUUACAGUGGAAGUUGGAAACAAUCCUAGUUCAUCAAAGGAGACGCAUUUCAUUGAGACUUCAGAAGAGCCUUUGCUUAGAUAUUCCCCUAAAACCUCCAUUUAUUCACCUUCCACAAUAGAUCUUUCAAGCCCUGGAAAGAGUCAUCCACCGGUUAAAGUUUCAGAUCCACAAGGAAGAAUUUCCAGUGCCUCUACAGAUAGUUUGUACCUAUCAACUACAUUCAUGCAUGGUGCAGAAAGGACAUUAAGGUCUCUACCAGAUAACAGCACAUCUGUUGCAGCAGAAAGCAGCAUUUCUAACAUCGAAGCCUCCAGCUCUUUAAAUCCAACUCUGACUUUGACUUCUGUGGCAGAGGCUAGAGAACAUAACGUCUCAUUGAGUGAAGGACAAUUCACUGAGCAGUCUACUGAGCUUUUGCUUGAACAUUCAUCUCUCGUUCCAAUUCACUCAUCUUCAUCAGCAGAUUCAUCAACUGUUGGCCAUGGCAGAGCAAGCAGCUCUGGUACUGAAAUGAGGGCUUUGCCUUCUUAUACUGACACCAUAUACAGCUCAGCACCUUUCAGCAGUGGAGAAGAACAAACUUUACAACCCGGAACGAACGCCACAUUUACAGAAGUGACAGAAAGUUCUUCUUCAUAUGUGGAAAAGUCCAGUGCCUCAGAACUAAAUCAGUCCUUAUCAGGGAUGUAUUCUGAAACGACCAACAUCUCAGAAAAAGACUUGGAUAUCUCUGGACCCUCAACUGAGACUGUUCAGAGUUUCACUUCAUCAAGAAUACCAACUUACUCUUUCCAAAGUGAACCUUCAGACAGUGGAUAUGACUUCCAAUCAAUGAAUAGCACAGACACAGGAAAAAAUGGUUCUGCUUCUCAUACUGACAGUACAUACAUGUCAACCCCCUUCACAAAAGGUGGAGAAAGGACGUUGCUGUCUAUUUCAAAUAACAGCACUUCUUUUUAUGCAGACAUUUCUACCCCUUCAGAGUCAGUUCGGUCCACAUUUUCUAUAACCCAGAAUAUAGGAAGUAACUUGUCAUCAACUGACAGAGAUUUCUCUGCACCAUCAACGGAACCUUUGGCUGUACAGUCUCUGCCAACAGCAGGGUACUCUUCUACAAUGAGUUAUCCAAUCUCCGACUCUACAUCUUCCAGCAGCUUAUCAUUUCUCUCUUCUUCUCAAGCAUCAUCACUGCAGAGUUCAUUUCCACCAACACAGCCACCACCUUUGUUCUCAUCAUCAGAAUCCUCUUGGCCAGCAUCUUCUUCUGCUUCCCCAACGCAGUUAUCCUCUCCAACACCUUCAGUGACACUUUCACCCAAACUGUCAUCAACAGCACUGCCCACGUUUUCCCCAUUCUUGUCUACAUUGCCGGCCCCUGCUUCAACAACCUCACUGUUUCAGCCUAGUAUAAAUUUAGAAAAUGGUAUUUCUGAACCUGAAGGUACAACAGGAAUAGAUUCAUCCACAGCGGGGAGUUCUACCAGUGAAUACAAUAACCAGACUAGGACAUAUCCUUUGAAAGAUAACACUGGUUUCAGUUCAACAGGAUCUUCCCCUCUUCAGACUGAAACUACUGAGCAGCUUACAAAUCAUUCUGCACCUGUGACGAUCUCCCUAGGAAAAACCAAGAGUUCACAAGAGCAAAAUGUUUCACUCCCAGGGACCAGUGCUGAAAAAUCGGUUCCUAUUUUAACUACAUCUCCUGCUUAUUUGCCUGAAAAUACCACCGUUUCUGGGACAGUGAAGGCAUCGUCUAGUGUGUUGCCAAAAAUAACAACUCAAAAAGAUGUAUUCAGUUUGGUGGAAGUAACCACAGGGAAAAAUCUUACAAACACGAUACGCACAAUGUUAGGAUUACCUACUUUGGCAUCAGCUACAGACUAUUCAGUAACUACAAAGUCUCCCAAGGCUCAGUCUCCUACUGAGGUGUCUCAUACCUCUGGAACAACCACAAAGGGGAUGGAAAUGAGCAGUGCACCUACUGUUAAAAUCAUAGAGCAUCAUCUCUCUACUACUCAUCCUCGCAAGACAUUUUCUUCUAGCAAAUCCACCACAAGGCCUUUUUCUACUUUACUGGUUCCUACCAAACCAACUACAGUUGCAUUGUUAGGAAGUCCAAAUGCCUUUACAACUUCUCAUGGCAAAGAUAUAGAUGAAUGUUCGUCUAAUCCAUGCCCUGCUUUGGCCACGUGUACUAACACACAAGGCUCAUUCCAGUGUAUAUGUUCACUUGGCUACCGGAUGGAAAAAGGAAAGUGCAACUUAGUAAGAACCUUUGUUGGCCAGUUUCCGCUAAUGUUUAACACUACCGGAGGGAAGUAUUCAGAGCUUCAUCAAAUUGAAGAAGAUAUAAUAAAUGCGUUGAACAAUUCUCUUUCAACAUUGCCUGGCUAUUACACAUCAGCUGUUAAAGCAUUAAGGCGAUCGGGUACCGUCCAAGUUUCCAUCACAAGCACCUUUUCUGUGUUCUCCAAUGUCACCCUUUAUGACAUUGUCAGCACUGUGCGACGCCACAUCCGAGCUUGCAAAGUACCCUCAGAGACUUGCCAGUUCAUGUCUAGCCUUCUCCAGCUCCACAGAGCUGGCGGUCUGUGCAAACACAAAGAUCCAGAAUGUGACAAAGAAACUUCUGUGUGUGUGGACUUUGAUGGCAUUGCAGAUUGCCAGUGCAAGCCCGGAUACUUCAGAUACAACAAACUGGAUCAUUCCUGCAGAGCAUGUGAAGAUGGGUAUAAACUUGAGAACGACACUUGUGUGAGUUGCCCAUUUGGAUUGGGAGGAUUCAACUGUGGAAAUCCUUAUCAGCUAAUCACCAUUGUGAUUGCCGCUGCUGGAGGAGGACUGCUGCUCAUCAUGGGGAUAGCGCUUAUAGUCACGUGCUGCCAGAAGAAUAAAAAUGACAUAAGCAAGCUCAUCUUCAAAAGUGGAGACUUCCAGAUGUCCCCUUAUGCUGAAUAUCCCAAAAACCCUCGAGCUCAGGACUGGGGUAUAGAAACCAUUGAAAUGCAAGAGAAUGGAAGCACCAAAAACCUAUUACAGAUGACGGAUGUUUACUAUAUGCCAACAAACCUACGGAACCCAGAACUAGAAAGAAAUGGACUGUAUCCUCCUUACACUGGUUUACCGGGUACCCGACACUCCUGCAUCUAUCCUGGGCAAUACAACCCUUCUUUCGUUAGUGAUGACAGCAGAAGAAGAGAUUAUUUUUAAGUGAAUUACAGGAAUGGACAUGGAAGAUGGGCAAGUUGUCACAGGCUACACCUGCUGG